UACAAAUGUCAAUUUUACACAGCCUGCUUUUUCCUCAAUAUAUUACAUGCUUGUUUUUAGAGUCUGACAGAUUGUUUUUAACCUCAAACUCUUAAAGGUGAACUUAUUAUGCCCUUGUGUGCAGCAGUUAAUUGUUCAAAUCGUUUUGAAGACGGAUUUCGUCUCUUCUUAUUACCUACGGAUGAAAACAGAAAGAAACAAUGGCUUAUCAACAUAGGUCGGGAGAAUUGGACGCCGUCAAAGAUUAGUUGUGUUUGUGAAGUACAUUUCGAUAACUCACAGUGGGUGGAAAAUGAAUCCGCCGGUUGGAAAAAAUUGAAACCCAAUGCGAUUCCAACUUUAUUUAAUAAUCAAAUUAUUCCAGUUUUUGUUAAAGAAACGGAUGUUGUCAUCCCAAAUUUUUUACAGAUUUGUCGAAUAUGUUUAAGCUCAAAUAAUUAUUUAAUUGAUUUAUUCAAAUCAUCGUCUAACAAUAAACCACCAUAUUUAGAAUUAAUGGAAUACACCUUCUUACAGGUGAGUUCUGAUGAUGGGCUACCACCAUAUAUAUGCAACGAAUGUUUUGAAACUUUACAAGGAGUUAAAAACUUUAAAGAAAAAUGCAUUAGUUCCGCAAAUUUAUUAAAACACUAUAAUGGCCCAAAUACUAUAGAAAGUUUUAACGAAUAUAUAAUAUCUAAAACGCAACCUGCAGGUAUUUGGUAUAUAGAUAAUGAGGAAAAUUUAGAACCUAUAACCGAAGACAAUAUUAACACACAGUACCAAUCGGAAGAAAUUAUAGACUUAACAAUUUUACCAGACCCGAUUGAAAGGAAAACAAUUAAGAAUGAACGGUAUUUAGUUUGUGAUAUAUGUGGAAAACUGACAAAGAAAAUUCGAAUUCAUCUAAAGACACAUAUUAAUUCAUUAGAUCUUAAAUGUGAUAUUUGUGGAAAACAAUUUCGCCAUAACAUAACGUUACGUUCGCAUUUAGCACAUCAUAAGCGUGAAGAAAUUGAAGGAAAGCCUGAGUGUGACAUUUGUCAUAAAACUUUUUAUUGCAAAGCAGGUUUGGAUCGACAUAUAAAAAACAUGCAUCAGAACACACGCCCAAUUAAAUGUACGUUAUGUCCAAAAUCAUUUCAUGACAUAUAUAUAUUAAAGGUACAUAUGGUUACACAUACCGGUGAAAGGCGUUAUAAAUGUGACGUUGAAGGUUGUAGUCGAACGUAUACUCAACGUACACCAUUAGUUCAACAUAAAUUAAAAUAUCAUUCGAAUAAUGAAUCGGAAAUAACGAAAUUCAAAUGUAAAAUCUGUUCAAAAAGAUUCAAAUAUAAACGGAAUAUGGAAGAACAUUUACGUUUUCACAACGGUGUAAGCUGUAAUAAAUGUAAUAAAUUAUUUACAUCGAGUAAAAAACUUAAAAAGCAUAUUAGAGAGCAUUUUGGCACAAUAGAAACAGAAAGUAUAGAAGUGAAGAAUAACCAUGAUUCAAAAUUAUUAGAAUCAAUAGAUAAUUUAAUACAGCAAGAACUAUGUUGUACACAAAAAGAUCUAGACUUUUUGGAGGCCAAAGUUUGAAGUUAAAAAGCAACUCCAUAUUUGACUAUUUACCAUACCAGAUUACCAGAGCGUUAAAAAUAGUUAAGAUGAUAAAUGUUUUUAUAAUUUUUCUUUCUGGGUUUCUUUCAUUAUCAACAGUUAUUUUCAUCAGAAUAAAAAAACUAACAGCAAAAUAUCUAUAUGACAAAAUUUCUCAUGAACAUAUAAUACAUAUACAAUUCAUAUCUAGAGUCUGUCUCAAAAGUUCUUACACAUUAACUUUUAACACUUUGAGCAUUACGGAUUAUUUAUGAUCUUAAAAACCAUACAUUGUCUAUUUCCAAAUUGAUAGUAAAAAACUAUACUCAUUACAAUAAAAUGUUAAACUUUCAAACAUUAUUUUUGAAAUGUGGAGCAUUUUAAUUUUGGUAUUAAAAACUUUGAUCGCAGAAAGAUCUUUGGUUUGCAUAAAAAUUCUUUUAAACUGAGGUCACUGCCUCUUCAAAUUUGGAUUUUGGUGGAGAUUUAGAAAAAACCCGAUUCAAAAGAGACAAAAAAACCUACAUUAAGCUAAAAUUCAAAUACAGUUUAAAAAUUUUGUUAUAAUUUUGUGAUGUUAAGUGUUAUGAGUACUUUUCGGACAGAAUUUAUCUAUAAUCAAAGAAUCUGUUAAUAAUGAGAUUAAUAUAAAUUGAAAUGUAAUCGGCCCUUCAAAUUAGGUUAUUUGUAUUUAUUAUACCUUCAUUUCUGCUAUGAGUAUCUACUUUCAUUUAUGUUAUGAAUUGUAAAAUUAGCUUUUAUAAUAAAAAAGAACAUUUAGAAAAUAUGUUGCACAAAUCUUAUGGGAAAACAUGUUCGGUGAAUUCGAAUGGAGCUGCAGAAAAUCAAUACAUCAUAAUCAGGAGCCAUCAAUUAAUAUGGAAUAAAAUAUGCGUUCGGAGCUUACAUCUGACAAAACGAUAAUUAACGAAUGAAAAUGAA
Molecule: messenger RNA, 2505 nt
Organism: Chrysoperla carnea
Lineage: Eukaryota; Metazoa; Arthropoda; Insecta; Neuroptera; Chrysopidae
Product: zinc finger protein 569-like
Exons: 3
Coding region: 109-1563 (484 amino acids)
Biological process (GO): regulation of transcription by RNA polymerase II
Cellular component (GO): nucleus
Molecular function (GO): DNA-binding transcription activator activity, RNA polymerase II-specific; RNA polymerase II cis-regulatory region sequence-specific DNA binding; zinc ion binding
Source: RefSeq, a predicted model, not a curated record